UCAAAACCCUAAAUUCCCAUUUCCACCGUUUACUGAAAUUAAGGGUUUCUUUUCCCUCUAUCUUACUCUAAUACUUCUCAGCUGUAACCACUAUCUGAAAAAUCGAUUCAUCGUCGUUGAAGUUUCCAUUUUUUUUUUUUUUGUGGGUGGUCUCGGUGUAUUGAUAUUUAUAGCUUGUAUAGUGUAGAGUGUGGUUUGUGCUUCAAGGCCCUUCAAUGGCGGAGGACCGCAAUGAGGUCAGUGAUUACAGUUCGGAGGACGAGGGCGCUGAGGAUUACAGGCGUGGAGGGUACCAUGCGGUUCAGAUUGGGGAUACUUUCAAGAAUGGGUGCUAUGUGGUGCAGAGCAAGCUCGGUUGGGGUCAUUUUUCCACUGUUUGGCUCGCUUGGGACACUCAGAAAUCGCAAUAUGUUGCCUUAAAAAUUCAAAAGAGUGCUCAGCACUACACUGAAGCGGCAAUGGAUGAAAUAAAGAUUCUCAAACAAAUUGCUGACGGGGAUCCAGAUGACAAGAAAUGUGUUGUAAAGCUUUUGGAUCACUUUAAGCAUUCGGGACCUAAUGGGCAGCAUGUUUGUAUGGUUUUUGAAUUCCUUGGCGAUAAUCUUCUCACCCUCAUCAAGUAUAGUGAUUAUCGAGGGGUUUCCCUUCCCAUGGUCAAAGAAAUUUGUUUCCAUAUCUUGGUGGGUUUGGAUUACUUGCAUCGCGAGCUUUCUAUAAUACACACUGAUUUGAAGCCAGAGAAUGUCUUGCUUCUGUCUCCAAUAGAUCCAGCUAAGGAUCCUAGAAAAUCAGGUGUUCCACUUAUCCUUCCAAACACCAAGGACAAGAUGGUCUCCAAGAAUGGGCCCAUAAAUGACGGUAAAAGUUUGAAUGGAGAUCUGACCAAGAACCAAAAAAAGAAAAUGCGGAAAAAGGCUAAAAAGGCAGCUCAAGGAUGUGUUGGGAAGGAAAAUCCUGACGAAAUUGAGGAGGAUUAUAAAGCACCUGAGCAAGAUGAUUGUAGUAAUGAUGUGAAACCAAGUGCAGAAUCUGGUGAAGGUAAACCUAAUAGUCCUGUGAGUAAAGAUGAAUCAACAAAGUCUUUUGAAACUAAGGAUGAUCCACAAGGAAGUCAUGGUCGUAGGAGAGGUAGCUGUUCUACAAGAAAGAAGUUGCUUGGAGCCGUUGAUCUUAAAUGCAAGCUGGUUGAUUUUGGUAAUGCUUGUUGGACAUAUAAACAAUUCACAAACGAUAUUCAGACAAGGCAAUAUAGGUGUCCUGAGGUUCUUCUUGGAUCUAAAUACUCAACUCCAGCAGAUCUAUGGUCCUUUGCUUGCAUUUGCUUUGAACUUGUCACUGGCGAUGUUCUUUUUGACCCUCAUAGUGGUGACAACUAUGAUAGGGAUGAGGAUCAUCUGGCAUUGAUGAUGGAGCUUCUUGGAAUGAUGCCUCGAAAGAUUGCACUUAGUGGCCGCUAUUCCCGGGAUUUUUUCAAUAGAUAUGGUGAUCUGAGGCACAUCCGUCGGUUGCGUUUCUGGCCUCUUACAAAGGUGCUAUUGGAGAAGUAUGAUUUCAGUGAGCAAGAAGCAAAUAACAUGGCUGAUUUCCUUGUUCCAUUACUUGAUUUUGUCCCUGAAAAGAGGCCAACGGCUGCUCAGUGCCUUAAUCAUCCAUGGAUCAGCACAGUUCCUCGUACUCUUGAGCCCUCAUUGACUAUUGUGCAAUCUGAUGCUAUUGAUGGGGAAAUGUCUGAAAAGUUGAAGAGGGAAAAGGUUGAGCAGGAGGCUGUGGAAGUUGGUAUGGGGAAUAUGGCCAUAGAUGGAACUUCAAAGUCACCCAAAGAGUUCCAAUCUGUGAAGCCAUCAAAAUAGACGCAAAUUGGCUUGCUUGGGUGGUGUAUGCAACCUGUUUUUGUUUAUAUGGUAAGCUUUGGUGGUCCAUGGAGAGUGGUAUUCUAUUUAACUGUUAUAUUAAGCCUUACAGGUAAUAUAGUUCAUACGUGAGGUUAUGAUUUGGAAAGCCCUUCACAGGGUGAGGGAAGCUGAGUUUUACAAUGGAGCAACACCAUUUCAUUCACCUGUUACAGAGCAGAAUGUCUAAAAGAUAUGCUAGCUUCCUUCACAUUCAAUAGUAAGUGCACUAUGAUGUACCCAUGAAGAUUUUUUAUUUAUAUAUAUUUUUUUGGAGAGUUUGUCUGAAACUUCUCCUUAGAUUAGAUUUUCAUCUUCCAAAAUGGCGAUAGUUGAGGGGUUUGAACUGUACAUUUGAAUGAGUUGAUUUUUAAUGUG
Molecule: messenger RNA, 2267 nt
Organism: Gastrolobium bilobum
Lineage: Eukaryota; Viridiplantae; Streptophyta; Magnoliopsida; Fabales; Fabaceae
Exons: 4
Coding region: 216-1850 (544 amino acids)
Biological process (GO): regulation of mRNA processing; protein phosphorylation; spliceosomal complex assembly
Molecular function (GO): ATP binding; protein kinase activity
Source: RefSeq, a predicted model, not a curated record